CCUUUUGCCCUUCACCUUCCGCACUUUGCUGAUGCUGCAUCCAACGCUGCCGGCAUUGGCAGAUACGACAUGCAGCUUACACCUAGGUUAGUGAAGUAUUACGACCGCCUACUGUACUAUACCUUGCCUUUCCCUGCCCUGCCUGGUGUCAUGUAUGUACGGCACAUGUACGAGUAUGUACGUAGGCGGCAGAGAUGGAGCCUCUUAAGUGAUUUAGUGGUGGCACAAAUAGUGGCAGCUUUACUCGGCACCGCUUCGUUUUCUUGUGUUGCACUCAGGCUCGGACUCCACCACCUGGCUCCAGCUUGUCGAGACCUUGUGCCGCUCUCAUUGGAGGUUAAUGGCCAUCCG
Trichoderma harzianum CBS 226.95 is the source of this 351-nucleotide messenger RNA. RefSeq lists its product as hypothetical. The transcript has 2 exons. The annotation marks the transcript as partial. The record is from RefSeq and is a predicted model, not a curated record. NCBI's taxonomy places the organism in Eukaryota, Fungi, Ascomycota, Sordariomycetes, Hypocreales, Hypocreaceae.